AUGCUCUUCACCAAGCUCUCCGCCCUCACAGCCCUCCAGCUCCUCUCCCUCCCCGGUGCCCAAGCCCAAACCAACAACAACGUUUCCGCGCCCACCACCACCGUCCCAUUUCCACCUGCGACCCAGGUUACCCCAUUCUAUCUCGAAAAGGACGUCUACCGCGCCGGGCGCGAACACAUCCUGCCCAACGCAAUCAACCACAACCCCAACGUCAACGGCGACCGCGACGCCAGCCUGGCCUGGGUUGCACCCCUCAUUGCCGAGUGGAAUGUGACUAUUACCAACACCGGGUUCGCGGAUAGCGUCGGGUGGAGCCAUGUUAAGGUUGAGGGCCCCGGGAUGGGGCGGUAUACUGUUGCUGUUGAUAUCUGGCGGUUCGAGGGGGGGUGUGCUGCUGAGCAUUGGGAUGCGUUGCAGUUUGCGCCGCCGGCGAAUAGGACGAACCCGUUGGAGUUGAUUUGA
This is a messenger RNA of Colletotrichum paranaense, 462 nucleotides long. RefSeq lists its product as uncharacterized. The coding region runs from base 1 to 462 and encodes 153 amino acids. NCBI's taxonomy places the organism in Eukaryota, Fungi, Ascomycota, Sordariomycetes, Glomerellales, Glomerellaceae. The transcript is spliced from 2 exons. The record is from RefSeq and is a predicted model, not a curated record.